AGAGGGUCUGAGAGUGUUGCAGUACUUACAGACACGGUCCGGGCAGGGUUGUGGGGUGUCCGGUGUAAUUGUGGGCGGCACGCAAGACACCAUCAGCCAAAGGCUCUAUGGCAACGUUGAACACAGCUGUCUGCUUCUCUCUUUUACCCAUGUGAAUUCACCAAUCAGGAAACGUUUGUUCUUUGUAAUUAAGUUUUACCUUGUGAGAGCGCGAAGAGCUGUCCACCCUGCUUGCGUGAGUGACUGGAUGCGCCGGAGAGAUGUGGAGGUUUACAAACAUCAUAGCUUGCAUUGUCCUCGUGCUGUUCAAAGAUGCCACUUCUCAAAACAAGAUCUUUGGUGAGACGGAGCCGGUGCGAAUGACGUCGGAGGGGUCGGACUGCCGCUGCAAGUGCAUCAUGCGGCCGCUGAGCCGCGACGCCUGCGCCCGUCUGCGCAGCGGCAGCGUCCGCGUGGAGGACUUCUACACCGUGGAGACGGUCAGCUCCGGCUCCGACUGCAAGUGCUCCUGCACCGCGCCCCCCUCCUCCCUCAACCCCUGCGAGAACGAGUGGAAGAUGGAGAAGCUGAAGAAGCAGGCCCCGGAGCUGCUGAAGCUGCAGUCUAUGGUGGAUCUCCUGGAGGGGACGCUGUACAGCAUGGACCUUAUGAAGGUCCACUCCUACAUCAACAAGGUCGUCUCUCAGAUGAACAACUUGGAGGAGACCAUCAAGACCAAUCUGACGCGAGAGAACGACUUUGUGAGGGACAGUGUGAUCACCCUGUCCAACCAGUUAAAGCGCUACGAGAACUAUUCUGACAUCAUGGUGGGCAUAAAGAAGGAGAUCUCCAGCCUGAGCCUGCAGCUACUACAGAAGGACGCACCCGAGAACAAAGCCCAGCAAACUGCUGGAGAAAAAACCAAAGAUGCCAGCAAGUACCCCGCCAAAAAGGCGCCUGCGUCCAAACCGCCCCCAAAGCCCCCCAAGGAGAAGGUAGUGAAGCCCAAGAAAGAGCCGCUGAAGCAAGCGAAGCCGGCCAAGCCCGACCCCACAGCCAAGGCCAAACCAGCCGGACACCAGCCUGGGGUCAUCCGGGGAAUCACCUACUACAAGGCGGCCAAGCUGGACGACGCUGAGCACGGAGGAGGCAGUAAAGAGAACGCAGGCAAAGCUCAGGCGGCUCAGGAAGCCAAAGAGGACGCCGCAGAGGACGCCAGCUCCGAAGUCAUCUUGGACGCCACAGAGGUCCCCACAACGCCGCCAACAACAACCACACCCAGGACCACAACUACUACUGCAUCCACCACAACCACAGCCACCACCACCACUACGACUGCAGCCAGUCGAGAGGCGCCAGCACCAACCAUUGUGCUGGUGCUGGACAAUUCUGACAACAGCAGCCGGUCCAUUCCCAACAAAUCAGUGAAAGAUGUGGACUGUGAAGGGACCAUAGCUUCAGUGGAACAUCCAGAGAAACAGCACAGCUAUGGACGCAAUGAGGGAGCCUGGAUGAAGGACCCUGUCGCCAGGGAUUCCAAAAUCUAUGUUACCAACUAUUACUACGGCAACAACUUGGUGGAGUUUCGGAACCUGGAGAAUUUCAAGCAAGGGCGAUGGAGCAACCUGUACAAGCUUCCGUACAACUGGAUUGGCACGGGUCACGUGGUAUACAACGGUGCCUUCUACUACAACCGGGCCUUCACCAAGAACAUCAUCAAGUAUGACCUGAAGAUGCGCUACGUGGCGGCCUGGACCCUCCUGCACGAUGUGGUCUACGAGGACACCACCCCCUGGAAGUGGAGGGGCCACUCGGACAUCGACUUCGCCGUGGACGAGACCGGCCUCUGGGUCAUCUACCCGGCGGCGGACUACGACUACUCCCAGCAGGAGGUGAUCGUCAUCAGCAAACUGGACCCCGGCGACCUGUCGGUGAAGAAAGAGACCACCUGGAAGACAGGACUGAAGCGCAACUCAUACGGCAACUGCUUCAUCGUCUGCGGCGUGCUGUACGCCAUCGACGUCUACAACCAGAAGGAGGGCGAGGUGUCGUACGCCUACGACACUCACACCAACACGGAGGCCACACCGCACCUGCCCUUCAUCAACCAGUACGCCUUCACCACGCAAAUUGACUACAACCCCAAAGAGAAGGUGCUCUACGCCUGGGACAAUGGGCACCAGCUUACGUACAACAUCAACUUUGUGGAGCAGUGAACAAUGUGGGGGUAAUCUGUGCACCUCAAUUAACUCCAUCCUAUCACCAAGCACUUUUUUAUUUUUAUAUUUUGUCAUUUUUAAAGCUUGUUGAUACUAUGCGUUUGCUUGUUUUUGUGACUUUCUUCUGUUUCAGUUGACCACGUUAUUGCCAGUGUUUGUUUCCUAAACAAGUGUUUGUAAAAGAAGAAGUGAUGCUUCUUCGAAACGAUAUAAACACAAUCUUUUCGUUUUUUUUUCACAACUGUUUUUGUAUUUUUAUAUUUAACCCCUGGAUUCAAUCAAAGUUUUGAUGGUGACUUUGACUCAGAAUUAAACAGUUCUGUCGUCAACAAAAUCAUUGCAAAUAUGUGUGUUUCUAUGGAUAAAGAAGCCUGCAUAUGUUUGUGAGUCAAAGUUGAAUCCAGGGAUAAGGGAACAAUUCAAACUGCAGCACUCAGCUGCAGCCAAAGGUUUUACAACAUGAAACAAUGAAAGGAAUGUUGUGCUUGACAAGACAGCAGUUCUGCUGUCAAAUUGGUCAAAUAUGUUCAAUAGUGCUUUGGCUAGACAUCUAUUUAGUUUGACUGAAUUUACCCCUGUCUUCUAACAAAGGGACUGGAUGGAUAUUCUCUUGCGAAGUUGUCAUGUGGUACAGUAAAUUGAUGGUUGUAUGAGUUUGAAGCCCAAUUACUAUAUUCUGCUUAAACAAUUGAAUAUAACCAAUAAUUGUUCAGAGGUCUAACAUAUAAUAUGCACACACACGCACACACACACACACACACAUAUAUAUGUAGGAGAUUAAUAGCUAGCAGCACUAUAGGUUAAGGGGAAUGAAGCCAGCCCAUAUUUAUAAAGAAGCCCACAUUUUAAAACCUUGGACUGUUCCAUAGUGUAAUAGAUUUAAAAUGACAUUUCAUUUUAUAAGUACAGCAAUUAUAAACUAUUCACGUUUAGUUUUUUGUCAUUUUGUAAAAUAGUUUUCCUUUGUAAAUAAAAACAUCAGUAUGCAUUUGUUAAAUAAAAAUACUGUUUUGUGCUAAAUGUACUGUAGGUAUCAUAAUUAAUAUUUGCUACUUCACAUUUCAAUUAUUCAAUAUUUAUUCAGGAGAGGACAGAUAAUAUCUUUGUGUUACGUCUCAAAGUUUGACCAGACAUGUUUAAUAUGAAACAUUUGCUGUAAAAACUGGAUAUUUUACAAAAGAUGCUGUGCAUAAUUUAGUUGAUGAUGUUUGAUACACAUACUGCUUUUAUGGGAACAUUCUUCUCAAGCCCAGAGACACAUUUUACACUAAACCCACACAUUAUGUUGUAAUUUGACCUUUUCUUCAGUUUCUGUGUAAUGGUUCCAAUAAACAAAAAUAUGAAGUC
Messenger RNA from Anguilla rostrata (American eel), 3545 nucleotides. RefSeq names its product olfactomedin-like protein 2A. Bases 261 to 2195 code for a protein of 644 amino acids. Lineage: Eukaryota; Metazoa; Chordata; Actinopteri; Anguilliformes; Anguillidae. Gene Ontology annotation, biological process: signal transduction. The transcript has 8 exons. The record is from RefSeq and is a predicted model, not a curated record.